This is a messenger RNA of Mercurialis annua (annual mercury), 506 nucleotides long. Its product is annotated as outer envelope membrane protein 7. NCBI's taxonomy places the organism in Eukaryota, Viridiplantae, Streptophyta, Magnoliopsida, Malpighiales, Euphorbiaceae. The transcript has a single exon. The record is from RefSeq and is a predicted model, not a curated record. The coding region runs from base 104 to 343 and encodes 79 amino acids.
UGAAUCAAAUUAAAACGCAUCAACCAACCAAACAUCCCCUCUCCAAUUCCGGCGAGGCAGGAGAACAAUUCCCGGAUCUGAAACCGGCCAAAAAAAUCCUCCGAUGGGAGCGAUUACAACAGCAUUGAUAGCAGUCGCCGGAGUUAUCCUCGGAUGGAUUACAAUUGAAAUCGCUUGCAAACCUUGUCUCGAACAAGGCCGUCAAGCCAUUGACCAAUCGCUUAACCCUGAUUAUGAUCCCGACGACGACGUCGUUUCGUCUGAUAUUCGUGCUCCUCUCAAUCCUAACCCUAAUCCAGAUGCUCAAGAUUCCUCUGCUUCAGCUCCAAUCAAGGCCGUCUGAUUGGUAUUUAUCGCCGAUUGUUUUUUUUUUUGAUUGAGAUUGUUUCAGUUACAAUGUUGUAUGUUUGAAUGUUGAUGAAUGAAAAUAUUGUAAUUUGAUGAACUGAUAAUUGAUUUUCAGUUUACAUUGUGGAUUAAUAAUAAGAUUAUCACCUUCAAUUUCA